Fusarium odoratissimum NRRL 54006 is the source of this 1270-nucleotide messenger RNA. RefSeq lists its product as uncharacterized. The record is from RefSeq and is a predicted model, not a curated record. NCBI's taxonomy places the organism in Eukaryota, Fungi, Ascomycota, Sordariomycetes, Hypocreales, Nectriaceae. The transcript has a single exon. Gene Ontology annotation, molecular function: hydrolase activity. Bases 150 to 1187 code for a protein of 345 amino acids.
GCGCGUUCAGGGGAUCCUUGUUCAUCUGAUGAAACAGGUUCUGUGACCGGCAACGUCGUUCCUUGUCUCGUCUCGUGUAUUCUUCUUUUUUAUUGUAACAUUUUACAUUUUCUUUGUUUACAUUCUUUCUUUCAACGUCAUCAUCAAAAAUGCACAGCUCUACUACACUUCUUCUACUCGCUACUGCUACAGUCAAUGCCAUUGGCAUACGCGACGACUGUAAAGACGUGCACAUCUUUCUCGCCAAGGGAAACAAUGAACCCUACCCAGGACGACAGGGAAAACUCGCCGGUGCUAUCUGCAGUGGUUUGAAGAGCUGCGACUAUGAGGAUAUCCAGUUCCAGAAUGCUCUAGAAGAUCCAUUCUGCGAUUCCGUCACAGAGGGUGUGAAGAAUGGUAUCAAGCAGAUCACAGCGUACAACAAGAAAUGUCCAGACUCUAAACUCGUCGUGAGCGGCUACUCACAGGGCGGCCAAGUCGUCGGCGAUAUCCUCGGCGGCGGAGGCGGUGUAUUCUUCCAGAACUGCGUGGAACCUGAUCUACAGGGCCUGAAUCCCAAGACACUACCUGGUAGCAAGAUCGUUGCUGCGAUGGUGUUUGGCGAUACACGACAUACCAAGGAUCAGCCGUUCAAUGUUCUCUCUGGCGCGGGAAAGAAUGGCUUGUUUCCUAGACCGGCGGGCAUGUUGCAGAAUCUGGCGAGUUAUGGGGAUGUUUUUAGGAAUUACUGUGUUGAGACGGAUCCGAUUUGUGCGCAGGGUGAUGAGGUCGAGACACAUCUUAAUUACUUUGAUGUUUUUACUGAUGAUGUUGCUGAGUGGGUGAAGGAGAGGAUUGGGGAGGAUGCAACUACGACGACGGCUGCGACAAAGACGAGUACAAAGGCGAAGAGUACGGCGAAGGAGACAAGUACAAAGGAUGCGGAGACUGAGUCAACUACUGAAGCUGCUUCAACAACAAAGGAUGCUUCAAAGGACUCAACAACAAAGGACACUACCACUGCUGCUGCGUCUACCACAGCGGAUUCAAGCUCUACUACAGACGCAAGCUCAGCUGAAGGUCGAGCUACAGCCGGCGAAGCAUCAUCAGGCGCCGCUGCGCCAUCAUCGACUGAUAACGCAGCCACGUCAAAGGGUGCAUCUCUAAUGGGGAUGAUAAUCGGCGUCGCAGCUCUUUUGGCAAUCUAAUGCAUAUGAAGCGAUAGACAUUUGUAAUUGGAUAUAGAAGACGAGUAAUUAUAAUAAUAAAUCUCUAAUCAUUAUCUACUUAU